UCCUCGAGCACUCCGCCGCCGCCUCGACGCAUCCGCCACUCCGGAAGCUUCUAGAACCUUCGAGGCGAGGACCCCCUCCCUCCGUCCGUCCGUCCGUCCACGGCGGCGGCAAUGCAGAGCGCGGCGGCCGUCGGGAUCCUCCGGCCAUGCGGCGCCGCCACGCGCCACGUCGGCAGCAACCCUAGCCCCCGGAGCUGCGGCGUCGGCCAGCCGCGGGGUCUCCGCCUCCACUCCGCCGUGGCCCCACGCGCGGGCUUCUCCGUUGCCGCUACGCGGCGCAUCGGGCUGGUGCCGGCCUCUCCGGAGCAAGAGGAGCAGCGGCAGCGGGGUGCCCGUGACGUGGCCGUGGCGGCGACGGCGGCGGCUAAGGCGGGUGAGGCCGGAGGGGAGGAGGGAGGAGGGCUCGCGAAGACGCUGCAGCUCGGCGCGCUCUUCGGGCUGUGGUACCUCUUCAACAUCUACUUCAACAUUUACAACAAGCAGGUUCUGAAGGUUUUCCCAUACCCCAUAAACAUCACAAAUGUUCAGUUUGCUGUCGGUACUGUCAUUGCUUUGUUCAUGUGGAUUACCGGUAUCCUUAAAAGACCAAAGAUUUCUGGUGCUCAGCUUGCUGCUAUCCUUCCUCUUGCUAUGGUCCAUACCAUGGGAAAUCUUUUCACGAACAUGAGCCUUGGAAAGGUUGCAGUGUCAUUUACCCAUACCAUUAAGGCUAUGGAGCCUUUCUUUUCAGUUCUGCUUUCAACACUUUUCCUUGGUGAGAUGCCUACUCCUUUUGUUGUAUUGUCUCUUCUUCCAAUUGUUGGUGGUGUGGCAUUGGCUUCUCUUACCGAAGCUUCAUUUAACUGGGCUGGAUUUUGGAGUGCAAUGGCUUCAAACGUCACCUUCCAGUCAAGGAAUGUGCUGAGCAAGAAGCUUAUGGUGAAGAAGGAGGAAUCUCUGGACAACAUUAACCUGUUCUCAAUCAUUACGGUGAUGUCAUUCUUCCUGUUGGCCCCAGUAACCCUGCUAACAGAGGGUGUCAAGGUCACUCCGACAGUUCUGCAAUCUGCUGGUUUGAACCUUAAACAGAUAUACACAAGGUCAUUGCUCGCGGCGUUCUGUUUCCAUGCAUACCAACAGGUGUCAUACAUGAUCUUGGCAAGGGUGUCUCCUGUUACUCACUCAGUCGGUAACUGUGUCAAGCGUGUGGUGGUCAUUGUGACAUCUGUUCUGUUCUUCAGGACCCCUGUUUCUCCUAUCAAUUCACUGGGAACUGGGAUCGCUCUUGCAGGAGUUUUCCUGUACUCACAGUUGAAGCGGCUUAAGCCCAAGCCCAAGGCUGCUUGAUUUGUAUCUGUUGUCAGGAACUGUAGAAGCAUUACCACACACGCCAUCGGAAUGAGUGCAUUAGCUUAGAGCGAACGAAUGAUCAUUGGAGAAGCCCUGUCCAGUAUACUGAUGCUGCUGUGUGUGUCAUCUUUAGUUGAGUUACUAGCGUCCUAAUCGGGGCAAGGUUUUUGUGUCUUCUUUACCACCCUAUGCUUGAACUGUUAUUUUUUAUUUGGUUGUAUCAAUAAAUUUCCUGCAAUAUCAUAAUAUUAUGCAUGUUUCUAUGUUGACGUAUUA
Molecule: messenger RNA, 1605 nt
Organism: Oryza brachyantha (malo sina)
Lineage: Eukaryota; Viridiplantae; Streptophyta; Magnoliopsida; Poales; Poaceae
Product: phosphoenolpyruvate/phosphate translocator 1, chloroplastic
Exons: 9
Coding region: 112-1326 (404 amino acids)
Biological process (GO): transmembrane transport
Cellular component (GO): Golgi apparatus; membrane
Molecular function (GO): antiporter activity
Source: RefSeq, a predicted model, not a curated record